UUGCAGCUAAAUUCAUUUUAUUUUAUUUGUAAUUUAUUUACAAUAGAUAUUUCGAUGCUACCGCAUCAUCGUCAGAAUUUUAUAUAUGGCCUGUCCAUAGUGCUGCUUGCUGACGAUGAUGCGGUAGCAUCGAAAUAUCUAUUGUAAAUAAAUUACAAAUAAAAUAAAAUGAAUUUAGCUGCAAACAAAAUUGAAACAUUUAUGGUAGAAGUCCUGUCAUUUACCCAAAAAAGUAGAUAGCAAUUGGUAUGCAUGGGGAGAAAUUUAUACUUUGUGUUCCUUGUAAUACUCUCAAUGGAAAAAAAUUAAAAUAUGAUAAAAGUCUACUGUGUCGAUUUUUUUUUCGGGGCUUUUUGUAUAAAAUCGGUAACUCACUCGUUUUUAGGCUCUAAGGUUUAAAAACUUGGGUUUUAUGGGUAAUUUUGAACGCUUUAUCUAAUGAGAUCAUAAAAAAUCGUUUGAAUUUUUGACUAUGUUACGGGUACUUUGCGUGGUGCUUGGUAUCCCUUAAGAAUCCUCCCUUAAGAUAUCCCUAAGGUACAAAAAAGUAGAGUAUCAUGAACAUUGUUACAAAAGAAUUGCUCAAUGUAUCGAAUGAAAUUGUUUUCUGGCCUCCUGAAUUUUUUUGAAAAAACAUGAAAAAUUUUAGGCGCUCACCUGAAAAACCUGGCAGGUAUUUCGAUUUUUUUACUCUCACCCCUGCUGUUAUGUGUUAACUCUUUAUAUCAUUUUAAAAUCUUAAACAAAAAAUGUUUUUGGUUUUUUUGGUGCCGGUUUAAACUGAACAUUGUUUUUUUUAUAUCGAUUUUUCAGUUUGAAAACUAAAAUCAGUGUAUACCUAAUCUAUUCUGUAUUGAGGUAAAACACACAAAUAUGAACAUAAUACAAAACGAAAGAACUUUACGUUCUCAUCGACUACUAAUAUACAGAUACUAAGACCAGUGAUGAUACCUUCUUUUGAUACCAACACAACUCAUUUUCAAAUCACCAUAUUCUGGUUUAUAUACUGUCAAUAUUCUCAUAUUCACUAGUAGUUAAAUCAGUAUAACCUCUAGUUAUACUUUCAUCGAGAUCGAAAUAAUUGUUAGACUAUAAUACUGCUUAAAAUUUCUAAAAAUAAGUUCAAGGUAAAAUUGUAACCUAUUAAGAAACUACUAUUAGCAAGAUUAACAAAACAAAGAACAAUCAAAUUGAGAAUUGGCUUUUAGGCUAAAAUAAAGUCUCAUGUAUUAUCAAAGGCGUAGUACAAAAACUUGAUUGAGUCUCUCCUUUUAGAUUUAAAUAGCGAUUAGAAACUUAAAUAAUGAUUGUAUUUAACACAUCCUUUAGACUUUCUAUUAGUUUCAUCUCAUAUUUUCUUCUGAUUUACUCUGUGAUUUGACAUUUGUCUAAUUGUAUGUUUUCAAGGCUGUUCGAAGUGAAUGGAAAUGGUGAAUAAAUUGAUAAAAGAAACUUUAGAAUAUUCUGAUAGUCUCGCAAUAAAUUUUAUAUCAUCUCUCAAACAUGUUUAUAAAUCUUAUUUUUAAAAUUUCGAAUAGUUCUAAUUUCUUAAAUGUAAUUUUUAUACAAUAUCUACUCGUAUUUGUUAUGUACAAAGGCCUCUAGACAAAAUCAUUUUAUUAUUUGCUUGUUUUCGAUAAUCACAGUAUUCUUAGAUCUAUUUAUUUUCGUUAUUCUUGCCUACACUUGACAUUUUACACAUUUAUAUUAUUAGUGAUAUAGGGGAAAACAUCAUAAAUAAUAUGGCUAUAGUUUAUCAUCAUACUACUAACUAUAAUACAAACAUGAUCGAACCUAGUCCUAUCAAGGAGGAAAUAAAAAAUAAGUGAAAAUCAAUCCAUAGAGAUCUAACACAUUUGGAUGAGAAAAACAAAGGAGAUACGAGAACUAAAGGGAAAGUUCUUUGUCAUUCUCUAAUAACGAUUAAGAUGUAUCUCAUAGAGGAUAAUCUCUCUCUCUUUCUUUCUAUAAAAAAUAGACGUUGUUGAUUAUAAUAUAUAUUAUACCAAAAUCAUAACAAACAAAUCAAAUACAAAGAACGGAUAUUUCAAUUGAUUCGUCCUUCAAACAUCCAUCCGAUAACAAAAAACAUAAAUAAUAAAUAAUAGAGUAAUAAUCUGUGCACUAGCCUGUCAAUUAGUUAGUACUUCUUUCUCUUUUUCUUACUUCCAUCUUUCUGUCUUUGCAUGAUCGAAGAACCAAAAAUAUCAAGUGAUUUAUGUGGCCAUACGAUUCUUACUCCCACCUUACUCUACAAUUCUCUAAUAAUCACAUAAACACGAUAAUAAAACGUCUUGUCUCUUGUCUCUAUUUUAUUAUAAAUUUCCGAAUAAAAAAAGAGAGAAUGUUUAUAAGUUGUAACAGAUCCGAUCUUUUUAUAGAUCUAUAUAAUGAGUCCUUUUAAGAUUUAAACAAUAAUAAUUUCAAUAGCAAUGGUAAGAUUAUUAGUUCAUCUUUAUUAAUUGAUUUUGAUUGAUAGAAUUUAGAAUUUCAAAUAUAACCUUAAAAAACUUAUUUUUUCGUCAAAUCCAUCAAUUCAGUUAUAUUCGAUACUCUUGACAACAUGAAAGAAAGAAUUCAAAAUUUAAAUAAAGACAAAAUUAAUUUGAUUUGAUGAUAUAGGACAAUUGCACGCCAAUUAUACUGUUUCGACGCAGAUUUUUGUGAAAAGCCGAAAUUGAUUUGAACCGUUUUCGCUGAUUUUAGUUGAUACUACUACUAAAGGCCUUAAGAAAAAUGAUAAUUUCCACACUACCACUAUUUGACUAUUUUUUUUAAUAUCUCAAGAUUAACAAUAGUUGAAGGUGUAGUUUUAGCAGCCAAACUAGCCACAACUAUGAGGAAUAUUUCCUACAAAAACCGUUUAAUUUGAUCACAGACUGUACGAAAUAUAUGCGUGGCCAUAUUUUAUGUUCAAACGGUACAAAUAGUUUGCUAACACCCCAUAUACUCAUAACAAUCGUUUUCUACGUAGUUUUUCAUUUAGUUUCUUUCCAUAUAUAGCUAUUUUUCUAGAAUGGUUUUCUUUUUAUAUUUUAAAGGACAAUCCACAACAUCAAUUAACUCAUUUCAUGGCAGUGGGUGCCGAAAAACGUUUAGAAAACUAUUUUUUUCUUCGAAAUGUUCACGAGACGGUUAGCAUUCUUUUUUUACCUAUUGAAUUGAAUACAACAGACAAUUUUUUUAUUGGUGUACAGGUUGUUAGUCAAGAAAUACAAUUAAAUCGAAUAUUACGAAUGCUUGAUCAAGAGGAACUUGACAUAUUUUAUCGAUAUGAUACUCUACCAAUUGGUUAUAGUCGUUAUCGAAAUUUGUAUGAAUUUGAUCGAUUUUCGUAUAUCUAUAGGUUACCUGGCAGUGAUGCGUAUAAACGACUUAAAGCUAUGGAACAGAAUGAAGAUAAUUUGCAUUCAAUUGUUCAUCACGGAAUACUUCCACAAAGAGGAUCAGUGUCGCGUGUUCAAGAACUUAGAGAUAAGCGAGAUCAACUUCAACAAACGCCAAUUAAACAACACGUACGAUCUUAUGGUGACGAUUUAAUUAGAAAAGAAGAAAAGUCAUCAUUCGAACGGCGAAGGGAAUUGAUUGAUAGUGCUUCGAGUAUUGAUGAAAACAGCCAUUCAACUAUUUCAAAAUCUGUACGUCAUACAACACAAGAAAGAAUCGAUAGUUUGUCGCAAACAAGAUCAAGAUAUUCAGCUGAACAACAGUUAAGACCUUAUGACGACGAUUUAAUUGGAAAAGAAGAAAAGUCAUCAUUCAAACGGCGAAGAGAAUUGAUUGAUAGUGCUUCGAGUAUUGAUGAAAACAGCCAUUCAACUAUUUCAAAGUCUGUACGUCAUACAACACAAGAGGAAAUCGAUAGUUUACCGCAGAUAAAAUCAAGAUAUUCAGCUGAACAACAAUUAAGAUCUCAUGAUGACGAUUUAAUUGGAAAAGACGAAAAAUCAUCAUUCGAACGGCGAAGGGAAUUGAUUGAUAGUACUUCGAAUAUUGAUGAAAACAGCCAUUCAACUAUUCCAACAUCUGUGCGUCAUACAACACAAGAGGAAAACGAUAGUUUGCCAAAGACAAGAUCAAAAUCUUCAGCUGAAAUACCAACUGAAAUCAAGUCAAAGCAUGAUGUCAAAUUUGCUGAGUCUGUUAAAGGCAUUAGUCCAAUGACAGAAGAAACACUGGAAAGUUUCCAGUAUAAUGAAGAUCAAAUGAAUGGAUCGAAUGUUUCUGAAAUGAUUCACGUUCCCAAUGAAUCAGGUAUUUCCAGAAAACAAAAGGAAGACAAACGUCAUGAAACUGAACCAUCUGAAAACUGGAAUAUUACCACCGUGGAUGAUUCGGACUUUGAACAAGAGACAAAACCAGAUGGUAAUAGAAUCAGUAAUAUUCACGAGAAAUCUACUUCAGAAAAUAUGAACUCUAAUACAGAAAGUGAUGCUGGCAGUGCAUACAGAAAAGUAUCAUUGCGAAAGUCAAUAGAUGAUACCGAAAAAUUACCACAUGGAGAGAACGUAAAGUUCACUAGCGAUCCUGUUAAAGGUGUGAGCUGUGAUGGAAAUAGAACAGAAGUUGAUGUUGACGAUGGAGAGGAAGAGUCAUUACUGCAAAAGUCGGCAUCUCAGUCAGAAGAAGAUCAUGAGGAUCAGUUAUCGGAUAACGUUCAGAAUAAUGAAAAGUUAAAUACAUUAAAACACGAAGUUUUUAAUUCAAAACAAGAAUCCGCUUCGAUUCACGAUGAAACAUCUGAUAGUGAUACACAAGGCAUCACAGACACUGAAAAAGAUUUGGACAACAAGUCAAAAGCUGCUCAUCUAGCUUCUACUACUAAAGAUAAACCCUCUUCGGCUCAAAAUGGCACUCUCCAGUCGCAUUCAUCAUCUGAAAUAAGUCACGAUCUGAAAAAUUCAAAUUCAGUACCAUCAACGCCAGACAUCUCACAAGACUCUUUUCAAAAACCAGAGAAAUCAGCAAAAAAAGAUGAAUCAUCAGCUAAAGCAAGGAGUCAAUUUGGGGCUGAUGCAGAAAAUAAAAAAUCAGACAAAAAAGAUGAAUCAUCAGCUAAAACCACGAGUCAAUUUGGGGCUGAUGCAGAAAAUAAAAAAUCAGACAAAAAAGAUGAAUCAUCAGCUAAAGCAAGGAGUCGAUUUGGGGCCGAUGUCGAAAAUGAAAAAUCAGACAAAAAAGAUGAAUCAUCAGCCAAAACCACGAGUCGAUUUGGGGCCGAUGUGGAAAAUGAAAAAUCAGACAAAAAUGAUGAAUCAUCAGCUAAAACCAGGAGUCGAUUUGGGACCGAUGCAGAAAAUGAAAAAUCACUAAUUGAAGAAGUUGCAAAUUUGCCUUCUCGGGAAAGUUGUUUUGCUGAUACUGAAAAAAUAAUUUCGCAGGAGGUCCAAUGUAUAGCUGACGAUACAAAUGAAGAACUGUCUGAUAAAGAUGAAGUUCAAAAUCGUUUGCGUGAUAAUCAUGAAUCCGACGAGGAAAUAGAAAAUAUCAAAGAUAAAAAACAUGUUAGAAUAAACGCACCGACUGUACAUUGUAACAAUGUGCCAGGUAAGAAAAAUGUUUUGACCACGUUGGAAUGGGAUGCAUUGCCUUCAGUUCGUAAUUGUAUGAUCGAAUGUGAAAAUAAAAACGGUGAAUGGACAACCAUUGGCGAAAAAAUUAAAUCGAAUCAGACAAAAACCAGUGUAGAAAUGCCUUCAUGGACAGACCCAUUACGUUUUCGUUUAGUUGCAAAUAUGACUGAUGGACAAAUUCUUUAUAGUGAUCCAACAGAUAAAAUUUCUCCUUCGAAAGGUGAAACAUUGCCAGUCUAUAUAAAACCGAAUGUGAAAGUUUUAUCACGAGAAUCGGUUGAGUUAAUCUGGGAACCACCAAGCCACGAUAUGAGCGAAGUUUUAAUGUACGAUGUUGAAAAAAAAGAGCAACAAAAAGACAUAUGGGAAAAGGUAGACACUGUAGAUGCAUCACUUGGUGCUAUCAAAGUUGAUGAUCUAAUGAAUGCACGACGUUGUGAGUUUCGUCUAAAACCAUCGGAGUCGUUAUCUGUUGAAAAUCAAGAGGAUGAAAUAGAUCAAGACAGCGAACUGUUUGUUGUUCCAAAUGUAAAUGAAUGGCUUAGUUUUCUUCAUGUUGAACCAUUAUCAUCGAAUAAAAUUGAAGUAAAUAUAGAGAAAGAGGGUUUCAGACAAUGUGAUGGUUAUAGUGUUGAAUACAGCCCUGCUUCAAACGAUGAAUGGGAAAAGGUUGAAGAUAUCUCAAGUGACGCUCCGCAUAUUAUUAUAGAAAAUCUCAAUGAAUCAACAAACUAUAAAUUUCGUUUCACGCCUAUCUUGAUAAACGAUGAUUCAUCCCGUAUGUCUCUCAUAUUAGAAAGACAAAUGCCAUCAAAUGAAACUGUGUCUAAACAUAAUCCACCUACGUUCAAUGUAGUUCAAAUUGAUCAAAACAGUGUCGUAAUUGAAGCAAUUCCAUGUGAUGAUGACGGGAAAAUACGGGAUGAAUUUGAUAUCUAUGCAAAAAGUGAUCAAGAGAAACAAUGGCAUAAGGUUGGUAAAAUUGAUAAAACACAUUUAACUGCAAAUGUUGAUAAUCUUGAAGAAAAUACUGCUUAUUCAUUUAAAAUCAAUAAUACAUCAAAUGAUAAUUCAAAUGUGGAUCCGACAACUAUUGUACAAUUAAAAUUGGAAAAGAAAUCAGAAGAAAAAAAAUUACCGUUUGAUUCAUCGUUAUUAUUGAAAAAGUUCGAAGAAACAUUGGAAUCAAUUGUGGGUGGUGUAAUGAAAGCAGCUGCUGGUCAUCAAACAAUUGAAGAACCGGUUAACGCUAGUUUGAAUGAAGCUCUGAAAGAUGUUUUUAAUGAUGAAAAUUUUAUUAAUAGAGAACAGAAUGGUUUUGAAACAUUGGAAUUAAAUAAUGAAUUACAAUUAUUUCGUGGUCCAAAACAGUUGAUGUUAAAAGAAUUAGAACGAGAUGAAACGAGUGAUGUAUCAAAAAAAUAUGGUGAAAUUAUUGUUCAUAAUCAUCGACGUCGACGAUCAACUGUGGAUAUUCGAGAAGACAAUGGCAAUACAAAAAUACAAAAUAUUGAUGGUGAUAUAAUUAUUCGUAAUGUUGAAAGUGAUAUAUUAUUAUCAAACGGUGAAACACGUAGUCAUUUAUCGAUGAAUAUUGUUGGACAAGCGUUUAUUAAAGGAGUACAAGGUGCAUUAGUAGCCAAAAAUUUCAAAGGAAUUAUUGUUAUUAAGAAUAUCACGAAUGAAUGA
Molecule: messenger RNA, 7262 nt
Organism: Didymodactylos carnosus
Lineage: Eukaryota; Metazoa; Rotifera; Eurotatoria; Philodinida; Philodinidae
Source: the annotation of a GenBank genome assembly